Molecule: messenger RNA, 1514 nt
Organism: Ceratitis capitata (Mediterranean fruit fly)
Lineage: Eukaryota; Metazoa; Arthropoda; Insecta; Diptera; Tephritidae
Product: zinc finger protein OZF
Exons: 2
Coding region: 169-1359 (396 amino acids)
Biological process (GO): regulation of transcription by RNA polymerase II
Molecular function (GO): DNA-binding transcription factor activity; RNA polymerase II cis-regulatory region sequence-specific DNA binding
Source: RefSeq, a predicted model, not a curated record
UUAGCUGUCAAACGCACGCUUAUGUGUUGAUGUGUACACAUGCGCGUUAUGGAGCUCAAACAUUUCAUGUUGUCAGAUGUAGAACCAAAAUACCUGUUCAAUAAUUAGUUAUAAUACAUUGGAUUUGUUUACACAACCAGUCGUACAAAGGAUUGAAUAAAGUUCGAUAUGCUCAAAGUACUACCGAGCAGUACUUUUUGUGCAGGGGCAAAUGCAAAAUGUGGAGAAAUCUAUUGUCACAGCUCCACUGAAUUCACGAUCGUUUGUACACUUUGCGAACUCAAAGCCUUCGAUUAUGAGGAUUUUAUGUUGCAUUGCAAAAAUGUACACUUUGAAAAUGAUUUGUUGAGAACAGAGGAAGCUUUCAUUGAGAUGGAUCCGUACUUAGCGUCGAACGUAAAGAAUGAGGUUUUUGUUGAUGACAAUAGUAUUGAGGUCGACUAUUUGGACGAUCCUGUUUGUGAAAUGUCUGAUGAGGAGGUGGAGGAAAGAACAGAACUACGAAUUAUGACAUGGAGUGAAAAUAACUCGAAAACAGAUGUGACGGAAAGUGAAGAAGAAAAUAAUAUCGUAUACAAAAACGAUGAUGAAGAAUAUGCACCACCAAACCAUUGCCACAAGAAAGUUAACAGUGAUCAUCAAAUUGAGUCGCACAAAUGUGAGUUGUGCGCCCGAGUAUACAAAAGUCUUCAAAAUCUGCGUAACCAUAUGGAAAAAGCACAUAAUCCUAUAGACAGUCCAAACGCCGCAACACAAUCUCAAAAAUGCGACGAAUGUGCAUUGGAUUUUAAGACAUUGCGAAGUUUAGAACAACAUUGCUUAGCAGAACACGAUGGAAUGAAAUGUAUGUAUUGUGAUAGGAGAUGUACUUCGCGCACAAAUCAGCUACGUCAUAUGGAAACGCACACACGUGGGACGGAACGGAAAUUUGUGUGCGAUUAUGAGAACUGCAAGAAGAGUUUUUUCACACGCCGACAAUAUCAAGCUCAUAAACGUACUCACACAAAAGGUAAAAAUUUUAUAUGUGAUAUAUGUGGGUAUUCGUGUCGUGUGCCGGAAAUGCUAAAGGUACAUUACCGGUCGCACACAGGAGAAAAACCAUAUGCUUGUGAUGAAUGCGGUAAAUGUUUUAUAUCAAAAUCAGCAGUUAGAGAACAUAAACAAUCUCAUGGAACAGAGCGCCCACAUGUUUGUAAAGUGUGUGGACGUUCAUUUGCGCGUGCGAAAUCUUUAUAUCAUCAUAACUUUUUACAUCUUGAUGAGAAAAAGUUUAAAUGCAGGGUAUGCGGACAAGCAUAUGCCCAACUUGCUGGGUUAGCUGGUCAUAUGAGACGACACCGGGAGGAGGGUUCUUGUUGACUAGUAAUUCUUGUAAAUGAGUACGCAUGUGAAUUUUAAGUACGUAAACUAUAAUGAUUUUAAGCUAUUUUGAACUUGUUAUACAAAUUUCAAAAUUAAAUAUUUCUUAAGUUAAAAUAAAUUUCAUAGUUGAUAUUUCAAAAUAUACCUACAUA